Podarcis lilfordi (Lilford's wall lizard) is the source of this 3444-nucleotide messenger RNA. Lineage: Eukaryota; Metazoa; Chordata; Lepidosauria; Squamata; Lacertidae. The record is from the annotation of a GenBank genome assembly.
AUGAGGCAUAAGAACAGGAAAGGCAACGUGGUCAAAUGGUUCCGAGAAGACUUCUUCAUCCCUGGGCCCGCCAUCUUCUACACCGACAUCUCCAAAGUGGCCAAGGUGAGUGUGGCUUUUUGGACUGUUUCUUGCUAAGGCCGCAGCCAGCUCUCAGUUAGCAGCCCACGCCUUCUAGGAGAUGAGGGAGAGAUUCAGAGCAGUUCACAUUUAAAGCCAAAGCUAUCAAAUCCAGGCUUCCUGAAACAAUAUGAGAACGGAAACAUAAGCUGCCUUUGAAAUUCAUACAUCCUUGAGUUUUUCAGUGCCAUUUCCUGGCCAAACAGUGUCUACAAAAAGGAUUGUGCAAGCUAAAAGUGUCCAGAAAACGAAUAUAUGAGUGUAAAUAACAUAUGGAAAUGCAUUGUAUUAGAAUAAAUCUUUUGAAGCCAAGCGCCCAUUGGUCUAAACUGCAUGCCAAAUUCUACUUACAGUGGACGCUUGGGUUGCGAACGUGAUCCGUGCAGGAUGCACGUUCGCAACACGCAGCAUUUGCAACCCGUGUUUGCACAUGCGCGGGUUGCGAUUCAGCACUUCUGCGCAUGCACAAAGUGGUACUUCUGGGUUUCGGUGGUCUGCAACCUGAAAAAACGCAACCUGAAGCAGUUGUAAACUGAGGUAUGACUGUAUUCUAAAAGGUCACAUUACACAAAACGAUAGAUAGAUAGAUAGACAGAUAGAUAGAUAGAUAGAUCCCAACCCCAAACUACUCAGGCACUGCCACAACUGAGCCCUGGAUAGAGAUCCGUAUGCAUUACAAGCUGCAAGCUGCCAGGCCAAUGGAUCCUGCAGGAGAAUUGUGGAGUAGCCCUAGCUGUGCAUCUGAUGGGCCACUGCGGUGAGGAGAGCUGCUUCCCUGCAUGUCUGACCUUUGCUGGAUCGAGGAGAGGCAGUGUGGUGCAGUGGCUAGAGAGACUGGCCAGGUGCUGGGAGACCUAGGCUUCAGAUCCCCACUCAGCCAGGAAACUCAUGGGGUCAGUCACAGUCUCUCGGUCUAAACUACCUCAUGAGGAUAAAAUGGGGAGGAGAGAGAACCAUGCAUUGCCACCUUGGGCAGAAAAAGAGUAUGAAAAGUUGACCCCUUUGGUGCCCGUUUCAUGAGGCACUGCCAAGCCAAUGGGCUAUGCCAGGCUUCCUCAACCUCGGCCCUCCAGAUGUUUUUGGCCUACAACUCCCAUGAUCCCUAGCUAGCAGGACCAGUGGUCAGGGAUGCUGGGAAUUGUAGUCUCAAAACAUCUGGAGGGCUGAGCUUGAGGAAGCCUGGACUAUGCUAACAUUGUGGUGGAUGUUUUUGACGUAUAUUAAGAAAUAAACACACAGCCUGCAGGUUCCCACCUAAUCUGACUUCGUUUGGCAUUGAUUGAUUAUAUAACUGAUAUCCACUAUUACUUGCCCUCUCUGUUUCUGCAAGAACAGUUAUCUUAUUUUCUAGUCUGACUUUAGAUUGUUUCAAUGUCAUAACCAGUUUUAGAUGGGGAUCAAAAAUAGGAAGGCGUCACCUGACUCUUAGUUUUGUUUGUUGUGAAAUCUUUCAAUUACAGUGGUACCUCAGGUUACAUACGCUUCAGGUUACAGACUCCGCUAACCCAGAAAUAGUGCUUCAGGUUAAGAACUUUGCUUCAGGAUGAGAACAGAAAUCGUGCUCCGGCGGCGCAGCAGCAGCGGGAGGCCCCAUUAGCUAAAGUGGUGCUUCAGGUUAAGAACAGUUUCAGGUUAAGUACGGACCUCCGGAACGAAUUAAGUUCUUAACCUGAGGGACCACUUUACUUAAAGAAACAUUUAAAUAGAAUCAGGAUUGGAGAGUUGGAAGGGAUCCUGAGGGUCAUCUCAGGCAGAGUGGAUGUGUCUUUCACUAGGUUUGUCCCUUGGACUACUGAAAAGUGGUCAGAUGCGGAGCAGAAGAAAACUCCCUCGUCUUUCUUCUUUGUGCCAGGCUUUUGGGGAGCACCUCGCGCCCAGCCAGAUCAACGAAGUCGUGUUGAAGGCGAUUGACAACCUGACAGUGGAAGACAGAGUCGUCUCUCAGGCUUCAGGAAAGCUGCUGAGUUCCUUCCUUGAGGAAUGCGGGAUGGACAUGGAAGAUGUAAGGCUCAAAAUGGAGGCAGGGGGAAGCAGGUUUCCUCUAAAUUAAACAUUCUCUUUGGAUGUAGAAUCAGCUUGUUUCUAGGGGUGUAAGAAGGCAUUGAUUUCCACGUUUGUGGAUUGCGCCUCUGUUUCCAUUCUGCUGCAGUUCAGCUUCCAAAAAACAACCACCAUGUUUUUAAUCUCAGUUUUGUUUUGUUUGUUUUUCUUGGGGGGCGGUAAAUAAUCACUUUGAGCAUCUUUUUUAUCUUGUCAUAUAUCAUUCCCCCAAAAUCCCUCAUUUUCUUUCAGGUUCACCACACUUUCUCAUCCUGGUCUUCUUUUAUCUUCUUCCAGCUGCCCAUAGUUGUGAAGGAGAUUUACAACCAUCUCCACAGAAUAUCAGACACCCGCACUAAGGAUGAGACACUCACAGCUGUGGUCAACCUUGCUGCGAAGCGCCUGAACCCGGUCGUAGAUAGCCUGUUGGACUGCUCACUGGAGUGUGAUGAGUAAGGGCCUCUUAGAGAUGAGUGUGUUAUGGGGGGAUAUAUCCAUUUUGCCUGCAAAUCUCAGGGCGUCUCAGAUGCCCUGCAUAACCUGCGAUCCACCAAGCCAGGCCAGAGCCCAUCAGCCAUGGAUGGAGAUUUCCCAACUCUGGGGCAUCUCACAGGUUUUUGAAGUAGAGCUGCCAACUUUUUGCCCUCGGGAAGCUGCUUCCUCUGUAGGAAUGAGGCUUUCAUCCACGCUGUGAAAAGCAGUACCCACUGUGGAUCAAACCUCUGUUCAAGAUUCAGGUGGAAGCCAUGCCAGGUUUCCCACACACACACCUUCUGGACAGGGAACAAAUUCUGUUUGGGUCACGUUUAAGUGAGAGCUUACAUCAUUUGCAGUUUCCAAAAUGAGAACUGUCGUAUUUCAAAAUUCGCACUAUUCUGAAUUUGUUCUGCUGUAGCCUUAUUCUCAGGUGCAGACCAGCAUAGGGAGGAAGCUGCCUUAAAGAGAGUCAAGCCAAUGGUCUGGCUACCUCAGGGUUGCCCACACUGACCGGCAGCAGCUCCCCAAGGUUUCAGGAGUCUCUCCCAACCCUGCGUGGAGAUGCCAGGACUUGAACCCGGGACCUUCUGCAUGCAAAGCAGACGCCCCAGCUCUGGCCCCUUCCCCUACUGGAGGCCCCCACCCUGCACAAGGACUCAGGAGAGAGCACCCGCUUGGGUUGUUUACUUUUGUGUAAUGCUUACGCUGUGGCUUUUUGGGUGCAAACUGCGUCUGCGUGCACUGACUUCUCUGCCGUGACCGUGUUCCCUCACCUGCUUCCUUGCUUCCUUCAGGAUGAGUCCUUGA